AUGAAGAACCAGGGAGAUACCAUCAAGAAGCUUGAAUCCCAAGUAGGAUUUCUUUCUCAUCAAAUUUCUAAGUCCACAGAUAGCUUCCCAAGUGAUACUGAGAAGAAUCCAAGAGGAGAAACAAAGAAUGUGAGAUGGGAAGAAUGUAAGGCAGUCACUCUAAGAAAUAAAGAGACCUUAGAGGAAGAAACCAGCAUGCCAACAGAGCACAACCAAGGAUUUCCAAAGGAGAAAGUGAAAGAGAUAGAACAAGGCAUUAGCCCUGCACAAGGGAAGGAUCCAAUGGAGGAGGAAACCUUGAAGCCAUAUGUGCCAAAAGCAUCAUUCCCUCAAAGGCUCAGGGGUGGUGAGAAAGAGAAGAGGUAUUCUAGGUUUCUAGACACAUUUAAGUCUCUUCAUAUCAACAUUCCCUUCAUUGAAGCCCUCCAACAGAUGCCUUCAUAUAUAAAAUGCAUGAAGGAGUUGCUAACCAAGAAGAAUCCCUUGAAGGGUGGCAGAUAG
Molecule: messenger RNA, 501 nt
Organism: Arachis ipaensis
Lineage: Eukaryota; Viridiplantae; Streptophyta; Magnoliopsida; Fabales; Fabaceae
Source: RefSeq, a predicted model, not a curated record